This is a messenger RNA of Conger conger (European conger), 2171 nucleotides long. RefSeq names its product transmembrane protein 158. The coding region runs from base 66 to 758 and encodes 230 amino acids. Lineage: Eukaryota; Metazoa; Chordata; Actinopteri; Anguilliformes; Congridae. The record is from RefSeq and is a predicted model, not a curated record. The transcript has a single exon.
ACUCCUCCUCAGUAGCACUGCAGCCCGCGGAAAAUCAUGCGAACAGGAUAAUAUUGCUCUGUGCCAUGCUGAGCAUUUCCCCGAUAAUUCUGCUGGCUCUGACCACCGCUGCUGGACUCUUUAAGUGGUCCUACGGCUGGAGCGACGAGGACCUCUUGCUUCCACCGAUUAAUUCCACCAACAGAUUCCUGGCAAACUUGGAAGUGGAUGUUAGGUACUCCAAGAGAUCAGUGGAGGAGAGCGAAGCCUCGUCCGAGACCUCGCUUCAGGCUCUCUGCAAUGUUAGCGUGCAGAGGCUCUUGCCCACCUCGUUGGUCGCUCGCUGGGACAAGCAUUUCGGUUUCCAAUGCGAUGUACUUAUAUAUACCACAAAUAACCAUGGGAGAGCUUUCUUCUCCGCCGCUUUUAAUCGGGUCGUCUCACCUGUUGUUAUCGAACACUUGGGAGUCUCUGGCGGCCAACAGGAAUUCAGGUUGUGCGUCGGAUGUGGUCUCUCGCGGAACAGGCGUUUCGGUCAAGCCAGAUCUCACUCUCCGCAGACGGGAGACCCCCUAAAUUUCUGCUGUCUUGACUUUGGCUUGGAUGAGCUCAAAGGGGAUAAGAGCUGGAGGCUGAAUCGCAAGCCUAUCGAGUCCACUCUAGUCGCGUGUUUUAUGACUUUAGUCAUAAUCGUAUGGAGCGUUGCUGCUCUCAUAUGGCCAGUACCUAUAAUUGCAGGAUUUCUGCCGAAUGGAAUGGAACAGCGGAGACCUAGAUAAGAGUAAGGUGGUUUUCUAACCUUAUGUAUUAAUGGGCGGAUUUGGGAUGGAUAAGAGUAGCCUACCGCGGAUCUCUACCCCUUACUUAUAAGGGAAUGGACUGCAGUAGAACCGCAGAGACCGAGAUGAGAGUGGACGAAUCAGAGGUUUUUUAUUUGGACUAAUUGCACAGACGAAUGUACCUUAAUGUACCUGCAGAAUACUGUUGAUAAAUGGGUCCAUUUUGUUGUGUUUAAGUUAGUAACAUUUACGUAGUUAGUACAUGGCUAUCUUUCUAAUUAUCAGAACGCGCAAGUGUGUACGGGGCUGGACUUGUUAAUUUUUUAUGAAGGAAAUUUGUUUUUAUAAAGCAUUUUAUUUUAUAGCGUAGCCUAUUGUUAAUUAUUUUAGCGUAAAAUCGGAGUGUUUUUUUACAAAUAGCCUACAAUGUUUGUAUCGUUUCUAACUUCAUAGAAUUUUACUUCAAUAUGUUCUUGUGCACAAAGUACAGCUACUAAAAAUAUUGUAUAGCCUAUAAGAGUGCAACUUUCGUGCGUUCAAUAUGAACGGUUACAUUUUAUGGGAAAUUAUUGAUUAAUGAUUAUUAAUUGUUUUAUUGGAUGUUUGAUUCGCAGAAAGAGUACGGGGAAUUACUUAAGUUAUUUCCGUGGGUAAAAUGUAGCCUAGUGUUUAAAUAUGGCUUACAUUAAGUAUAAACUAUAAUGCGAAAAUAGGCUGUGUAUAAUAGUUUAUUAUAUACUUAUAGGUAGCUAUUACAGAAUUGUGUUUGUAUUUAUUUGUAUACUAAUAAAGUUGACAUUUUAUUAAACGAAACGUGAAUUUUCUGAGAGCUUGGCGAUAUGUCUACUACUUGGGAAUUAUUGCCGUCGUAAAGAACUUUAACAAACAAUAUUGUAUUAACGUGCAUUGUGAUUUGGCAUCGCACAAAGUGAUCGAGAGCACGGUUUGGAAUAGUCACCAGGCAUAUAAGUGCAUGAAAUAUUCCGGGUAUUAUUUUUAACUAGUCUUGCAUUAAUUGCCAAAGUAUUACUAAAAUGAAUUAGGGAACAACCGCAGCAUAUUAAGUUACAUACCGUAUAAGGCGGUAAUAUAAUGUUGAAAACACUUGCAAUGCAUUUGGAACUUUGGGAAUAACAGUAACUAGAACUGAAAUACAGAAGAAACAAAAAGCAACACGAUCUCCAUUGUUCUGCCUGUACGGUUUGUAAGAGCUGUUGUGAGAACACAAUAUUCCUAAUGAAUUGGAAUUUGGAAAAUGUGUGUUCAAUGACUCAUUUUUUGCAUUUAUGAUAGCCAUAUGUAUAGUGCCAUGGAAAAAGUUAUUCACACCCUUUGUAAAUGUUGGCUGCAUGAAAUAAAUAGGUAAUGAGCUAAAAUCUAUGUAUUGAAAUAAAUCCCCACAACAUAAAAUUA